AUGGGUGAAGCUCACCUCUUUCAUCAGCCAACGGGGCGCUUGCUGGGCUCGAGUCGGCACCAUGCAUCGAGCUCAAUAUCAUCCAUCGGACAGCGCGCUACCGACGACCUGCUCUCCUCCAUGACCCCUUCGACUGCCCUGGACGCAUUCCGUAACCCCACUGGUGCCCUCAAGAAAUGCCUUGACUCAGCUACAGCCACAGAGCAGGCAUUUGCCUUGGGAGCUGCCAUUGCCUCCAAGAACAUAUACGACUGGUUGACUGAGCUGUCGGAAUGGACCUGGCCAACUGACAAAGAUGGUUCUUCGGGUUUCGAUUCUACGGCAUCCAGGGGGCGGCAAAAACGCGACUCACACCAUGACGAUGUCGCGGAGGAGUCGAGGGCUGAUGAGAAGGAUGGCAUCGUAGGGCACAAGGCGUGGCUGGGAUGCUUACAGACCAGUGAGGUUCUGCACUACGAGCAGCGCCUUGCUUCAAUACAAGCCGAGCUGGACGAUAUGGAUAUUGAAGGGAUCAAGCGGCAUGUGCUUUACAACCACAUUCUGCCCUUGUCGAGGCCAGGCACGCCCAUGUCUGCCAGGUCCGCAGCCUCAACAGGAUCAACAGCCUCUUUCUACAACAAAAUGGAUGACAUAACCGCUCUCGUCACUGCUACAGUAGUACAAACACUUCCAAACCUUUCGCGCCUAGUACGACUUAUGAGCAGUUGGCGUGUCCGGCUUCUCGUCUUGCGGAGGGUCCCGAUGACACUGAAGCUCCUAGAUGAUGCGGAGAUUGCACUGAGAUCAGGAUGGAACGUGAUCGAUGCCGACAUAAACAAAAAAUCGAGUUCGACUGCCACUGUGGAAGAUGAAGCUGCUAUCCCGCAACGUUCGACGUUGCUCCGGCAUGACUUUGAGGUCAUGAAAUCUGUGCUUGGCCAAAAGACGGCACAGGCUGGUAGCGCAAUCGAUUUUAUGCUGGACCAGUUGGAUGGCCGGCCAGAGACCGUACCCUCCGAAUGGAUUGAUCGUAUGGAUGGUCUUGAAAAGGGGUAUGGUGACUGGAUAGCCGUCUGCGAGAAGAUGAUGGCGGAUGCAGAACUGGCCAAGACUAUUCGGCCCAGGCCAUCAAUUCAAGCACUCGACCAAACUCCAGAAGCAACUGCAAAGAGGCCAACAAGUUCGGCGUCUACCAUGACCACCCUGAUCACGAGCCAUGAGCAGACCGAAACCCCACCACUGCCCAAGGCUCAGUCAAGAAAUAACCGUGUAGCCGAAAUCAGCCCUCCCAGCUCACCACCCUCGAUGAGUCGACACGAGCGUGCCAGAUCUACGUCCUUUACCGAGAUACCUCCACUAUUGGAGGAAGACGAGAGUAUUCUGGAAGGAACACCGCCUAAAUCACCCCUCGAACCAUCCUUGCUCGAGGACUCCGAGCCGGAGACACCACAACAGCUUCCUCAUAUCAGGCCAGAUCACGCUGACGAGCUCCAGCAGAAGAUCAGUUCGAUCCUAGGCUCGAUUCCGGCUAAGAUCCACCUGUCGUCACAGCCCAAUCCUAUUAACCACCUCAACCCACCGGAUUUGCAGCUGCCACAUCUGAACACCAAAUCAUCAAGGCACUUUGACCGCAGUUCCACGCCGAGAAGUCAGUCAAGGAGUCAGUCUGCAAUGUCGGCGAGAUCCUCAAGAGCCGGAACCCCUGCUUUCCUAUUGGCGCCAGCGUUUGCCAGAACGACCAGAUCUCGUUUGCAGCGGGACAUCCAAGUCUAUCAUCUAUCGCGUGAGUCUACUGGCGAGCCACCGAUCAAGCUUUUCAUCAGACUGGUCGGCGAGAACGGGGAUCGAUGUAUGGUGAGGGUUGGAGGUGGGUGGGCAGAUCUUGGAGAGUAUCUAAAGGAGUAUGCCAUUCACCAUGGCAGGCGAUCAAAGGGUAGUAGCGCAAGCAAGGUUGAGGUGAAGGACAUCCCAACCUCUAGCCCUGGAAACCGGCCAGCCUCGGCACUAGACUCACCCAUAACGCCUCUGCAUGUCCGUAAGACGCGACGCAGCUUCGGCGGCAUGGAGGACAGUGCCUCGUCGGCGCGACAGGCCUUCCAACCCAAAACACCGCUUUCCGUUCUCUCUGUAGACUCGACCGCCCACGCCGAUAACCAAUCCCACCAAAUUACACCCCCUUCGGAAUCGUCGACAAGAUCAAGAUCCUCAUCUCGCCUUAGCUGGGCCGAAGAAGACAGCCUGCUCGGCAUGUCAGGCCCAACUGGAAAGCAGAUCGAGCUUGAUGCGGAGAGGAAGGAAUGGAUCGAGAACGUAAAGGAGAAGGUGCGCAUUGCUAGCGGCGAGCGCAGACUUCCUCCUACGAGCGGCGGAUCCCCGGGUGAGAAUUUCUUUGGCGAGAUCAACAAGGUCGGAGGUACCAAGCGGCUCUUCAGGAGGGGUAACCAAUAG
This is a messenger RNA of Pyricularia grisea, 2427 nucleotides long. RefSeq lists its product as uncharacterized. Gene Ontology annotation, molecular function: microtubule binding. The record is from RefSeq and is a predicted model, not a curated record. NCBI's taxonomy places the organism in Eukaryota, Fungi, Ascomycota, Sordariomycetes, Magnaporthales, Pyriculariaceae. The transcript has a single exon. Bases 1 to 2427 code for a protein of 808 amino acids.